AAACAACACUGAUCACAACACAUCCUUCUCUACAGCAUUCCACGUGCAGCAUGUACUAGAGCAUGACGGAGACUGUCGACAAAUUCGAUCUGAAAGAGCCCGACGAAGCACGACCGCCGAAGCGAAUGCGACUGGAAGCACCGCUCGACGUGACAACCAACACUCGCAACGAAAUGCAGGACGAAGACGAUUGGGAUGAUGUCUACGACUCCAACACUUCGAAGCAGUCCGAUGCUGCCACUUCAGCGAAGCCCGCUGAGCAACCAGGUCCGCCGAGUCCCGUUCCGACAUCUGCAAAUGUGCUGCCGCCAGUGACAACUGCACCACAAACAGGUGAUGCUGCUGCGAAGAAGGACAGCGAGCAGCUUCCCGAUGGCGUGCCUGCCGAGGCUGUAACACAAGGCGAUGACCUCGUCACUAGUCUGCCCGAUCAGCCCAUGCUCGAGCCGCAGGAAGAACGUGUCCUCGAUGAGACCACAGACAUUGUUCGCGAUGCUCCAGUACCGCAGGAAAGUGCUUCGGCAGGUACAGGAGGCCUCGUUAAUGAUGAUCAAGAGGCGGCAGCUGGUGCGGGUUCGGUAGAGGCGCAAGCGAAGGCAGAGGAGGCUGCAACAGACAAGCCAGACGUGCAGAUGCUCGACACAACUGGCCUGCUGGCGCGUCCAGAAAAAGUCACCGAUGACGCUGAGUUCAUGACUGCGGCGGCGGCACAAAAGGGGAGCAAGGAGUCCGAGUGGCAGUUCGAUUCGUCCGAUGCAGAGUCAUCAUCAGACUCCGACACUUCGUCGGACGACUCUUCCGACGAAGACAGCGGCAGCGAGGACGGGUAUGAGCUACUCGAUCCCGCAACCGCAGCGAAAAUGCUCAUGGCAGAUGACGGUAACGACGAUGGAGACCACAAGAAGGAUGCAGCAGACAAGGACUAUCAGCCGCGGACUGCGAACGAGGUCAAGGAAGAGGUGAUCCCAAAACCAGACGUGACUAUCACACCGGACAUGAAAAUAACCUUGCUUGGUAACAUAAGCAACACUGUUGGCAAUAUGGUCCUUAUCAAAGGCGUCACACCUGGCGAAUAUCAAGUCCUUGAGAGUGGCUCCGUCCUCUGCAACGAGAAGCGUGAGGUUGUGGGUGCUGUUGCUGAGACAUUUGGUCGUGUGCAAGAACCAUUGUACAGCGUCGCUUUUACCAACGCCGAUGAGAUCAAGGACCUUGGCCUCGAAUUCGGCUCCAAUGUCUACUACGUCGACAGUCACAGCACUUUUGUCUUCACGCAGCCGCUCAAGAACCUCAAAGGUACUGAUGCAUCGAACAUCCACGAUGAGGAAGUCAAUGAGGAUGAACAGGAAUUCUCAGAUGACGAGAAGGAGGCAGAAUUCAAGCGACAGCAAAAGUAUGCCAAGAAGGCUGGACGAGGCAAGCUCUCGCGCAGCGCCUUCGUACAGGGCCAGCAUGACUACGCUACACCUCCAGCUUCCGAUGACAGGCGGUUCACCGCCGGAGCUAGCGACGUUCCAUCUUCAAGCUAUGGCGGCGGCUUGAGCUACGAUGAUGAUGAGCCAGCAGACGAGUUCUAUGCCCCUCUCAAGCGUCCUGACAACCUCAGUGAGCUCAUGGCUGGCGGCGGUCCACCUCGUCCACAGCAAUCUUUCGAUCGCGGUCGCGGUCGUGGUCGCGGUGAUCGCGGUGACAGAGGACGAGGACGCGGCGGUCGUGGCAGAGGUGGCUUCGACUCGCGACAACAGCGAGGAGGCGGAGGCGGCCAGCAGCCCCACAGAGGUCAACGCGGCGACGCUUACGCUCACUCCAAUCGCCACACCGACAAUGCCCGCGGGAACCAUGCUUCCGCGCCCACAUCGUACACCGCACCAGCACCACAACAGCAAUAUCAAGCUCAACCACAAUCGCAACAACCACAGACAUACCAAUUCAACGGAUACCAAUUCCAAUACGGAAACACACCUCAAGCCGCCCAACCGCAGCAGUAUCCUAACUACUACGCCCAGCAACCCCAACAACCGCCGGCCGGAUCAUACGCCAACCCAGCAUACUACGCUCAGCAACAGCAACAAGCUGCCGCCUACGCAGCCUACGCUCAGCAGUACGGAGCUCAAGGCUACCCAGCUCAGCAGCCUCAGCAAGCCCAGCCCGGAGCUGCUCCACAGCAGAACCUCGACAUUGGUGCCAUCCUGCGCAAUCUCGGACAUCAACAGCCACCGCAAUGAAGCUGCAUGUAGAACCAAUUACUUGUCAGCUCGUGUUCGAACAUGCUGUGUACAGUACCAC
Messenger RNA from Cercospora beticola, 2283 nucleotides. Its product is annotated as H/ACA ribonucleoprotein complex subunit GAR1/NAF1. The record is from RefSeq and is a predicted model, not a curated record. Gene Ontology annotation, biological process: pseudouridine synthesis; ribosome biogenesis; box H/ACA snoRNP assembly. Gene Ontology annotation, cellular component: sno(s)RNA-containing ribonucleoprotein complex. Gene Ontology annotation, molecular function: RNA binding. Lineage: Eukaryota; Fungi; Ascomycota; Dothideomycetes; Mycosphaerellales; Mycosphaerellaceae.